AUGCCCCUCUCUGAAAACUCCCUCUUGCGCCUCGGCGCUACCGCAUCAGGCACCAUCGCCCUGGGCUUCGGCAUCAACGCCUUUCUCCGCCCGGAGCACGCGCUCAGUUUCUUCGAGCUCGACUACCCUACCUCCGCCGUCGAACGCUCCGUCGUUGACAAUCUGAUAUACGCCUACGGAGCUCGCGACGUCUUCAUGGGUGUGGCUACGUACAUCGCAGGCUAUUUCGGAAACAACAAGACGCUUGGGUGGACUAUCCUUGCGAUUGCUGGUGUUGCCUAUGCGGAUGGAGCAAUUUGUUGGGCGAAUGGACAUGGGCAGUGGAAUCACUGGAGCUAUGCGCCGCAAUUGACUGUUGUCGCAGCGAUGUUAUUGGGUGUGUUUGAUCGGAAGUAG
Molecule: messenger RNA, 396 nt
Organism: Aspergillus calidoustus
Lineage: Eukaryota; Fungi; Ascomycota; Eurotiomycetes; Eurotiales; Aspergillaceae
Source: the annotation of a GenBank genome assembly